UCUGCGCGCGCGUGUCUUUCUGCUGUUCUCUCCGCUCUUUACUUGAUAUGAAGAUGCUUUGAAUGACCGGCUGCAUGGUGGAUGAUUUUUCUGUAAACAAUCAGCAGGAUUAAAGUUAGUUUAACUUCCAAGGCCUGUUGAAGCUGUGAGAUCUACACUGUCAGAGAGAGAAAGGUGAAGGAGGCAGCAGGAUGAAGUCCAAAGGGAAGGCCGUGAAACCAUCCAGGAGGACCUGGACUGACCCUGAGCCAGAACUAGAACCAGACACAGAACCAGGUUCUAGUGAGCAGGAAGGCUCAGAGGCCUCUGUCCGGAUCGGUGGCUCCUGGAGGGGGUCGCUGAGGGGCGGGGACGGCAAGCGCCAAGGAGGUGGAGGCCGGCGGCGCAGGCAACGUGGCUCCAGCACCAAGGAACGCAGCGUCCGCCGACUAGAGAGCAACGAGAGGGAGCGCCAGCGCAUGCACAAACUCAACAACGCCUUCCAAGCAUUGCGCGAGGCCAUCCCCCAUGUCAAGACCGACAAGAAGCUGUCCAAGAUCGAGACACUGACCCUGGCAAAGAAUUACAUCAAAGCCUUAACCACGGUUGUCGUGGACAUGUCAGGGGCCUGCCUGCCUGCUGGUGGGGUCCCCUCAGAGGCCAGCACUGCCAAGCUGCUCCAGUGCUACCAACAGCACCUGGAGGAGGAGGGGGAGGAUGAUCUCACCCAGUACCUCACCCACAUGCACAGCUUCAGCCAGCACAGCUAACAGUGGCUGCAAAGGUGGUUUGAAGACCAGGAGGCUGUCUCCGAGGCAGAGAGGUGUGGGGUUACCUUUAGGGCCAAAUCUCAAACUUUACCCAGUUCCUUCAGGCUCUGGGAUCUGCUCAGAAAGUGGUUUUCUGUAGGAAAUGGGUGCUGACCUCUGACAAUAAACCCAUGCUUGACCACAGCAAGAGGUGGGGCUGUCUAGAACUUACCCUUCAUGCAAGUCUAUGACGCCCUAGCAGACUGCACAGUGAAACGCAGAUGAUUCGUGGUUAUGAAGGGUGACAAGACUCAUUUGUUUUUGUACUCAGAAAGGAAGGGCUAAUCUUUCACCACUCUUGUAUGUUCAUUUCUCAUCUUCUACGGCUUUAGCCGCAUGUGGCUGGAGCUUGUUCUCUUUUGGGUUAUCUUCCGAUCUUCUUGUGUAUUUUCUGUUGUUGAGAAACCUGUUGAGUGUAGCCUCUAGUCAUAACUGUCACAUCCAGGAUCAAAAGAAAAGCAAGCAGCGGACAUGAAUAUUAAAAUGUGGAAGCUAAAAAGUGUUUGCUCAUGACGAAAAUCUAUCACGCAUUUUAGAACACUUGUCUUCUUACAGGUUGUGCACCAGUUAGCCGGAAGGCGCAGAUGAUAUUUGAAGUGUGUGUUAUUUGACUUUUACAUGUCUGGAGGUAGGACUUGGUAGUGAAAAAGAUCAGGAGAAACUAUUUGAGGAGUUAUUAUCAAUAAACACAUUUAUUUAUUGA
This is a messenger RNA of Perca flavescens (yellow perch), 1491 nucleotides long. It is a transcript of the gene bhlha15, whose product is annotated as basic helix-loop-helix family, member a15. Gene Ontology annotation, molecular function: E-box binding; DNA-binding transcription factor activity, RNA polymerase II-specific; protein dimerization activity. Bases 192 to 749 code for a protein of 185 amino acids. Lineage: Eukaryota; Metazoa; Chordata; Actinopteri; Perciformes; Percidae. Gene Ontology annotation, cellular component: nucleus. The record is from RefSeq and is a predicted model, not a curated record. Gene Ontology annotation, biological process: positive regulation of transcription by RNA polymerase II; sensory organ development; axon development. The transcript is spliced from 2 exons.